CCCCAGCGCAGACGGCAUUGACUCUGCAGGCAGCAUGGAGAGCCCGUCCCAUCAGAGCCAGGGCUCCUUUAGCAGCCUGUCCCCUGUCCCCUCCGGAGUCUUCCCCAGCAGGACAGACUCCCCCUGCAGCUGUGGCUCCGGCCUGUCGGCCUGCAGGCCACUCCCGCGGACGGAGGGGUUCAGCUCCACGGACGAUCUCUGCAGCGUGGCCCCUGAGUCUGAGUCGAACCGCCUGUCCUGGCAGCACAGACACAGUGCCCCAGAGCAGCUCCUCUCCGCCCAGCUGCAGCUGCUGGCCGUGUCCCGUUCCCCGCCCCCCCAGGGAGCCACGACCCCCCCGCACCCCGCAGACGAGCCAGAGAUGGCAGAGGGGGUGUGUGAGGGGGGCUGGAGCGAGAGGAGGAGCUCCACCCCCGGCCUGUUGGAGGAGUCGUGGAGGGAGCCAGCCCCCAGCCCCCCCCAGCACCUCCGCGGGCGCUCUGUCAGUGUGCCGGGGGCUGUGUGGGAGGGGCCUCUGUGCCCGGCCCCAGGGGGCGCAGACACCCUGCAGAACCCCCCCCAGGAAGAGGGGGUGGGAGAUGGCAGCGAGCCCCCGAACCUCCAGCCCAAACCCGGGCCGUCACGCCGCCAGCGCCUGCUGAAGUCCCGCCGGCGAAACGAACGCUUCGCCACCAACCUGCGCAACGAGAUCCAGCAGAAGAAGGCCCAGCUGCUGCGAGCCGCCAGCCCCCUGCUGCAGGAACAGGAGGCGGGAGAGCCGCUCCAGGGUGCCCCCGCUGGAGAGGAGGACUCACUGCAGUCUGCCUCCCAGCCAGGCCACGCCCAUGGAAGCCGCACCUCCCCCUUCAGCACCCAAGCUCCGCCCACCAGGUUCCACGCCCACACUGCGCCUUCCCCACACCCCUCUGCACCCCCUGGCCAGACCCUCACAGUGGUGCCCCUCUGCAGCCGGGGGGAGCAGGCUGUGCUGACAGGAAAGCCCCACAGGUGGCGCUGGACACCUGAGCAUAAGCUCCAGCCAGAGUUCGAACCCAAGGGCAGGAGUUACGGUGCAGGGACUGCGAGCUCGAUGUCCCGCCCCGCCCCCAGGCAUGAGAAGAGCGACCUGCCCCCCUUCGCCGCCCGCAUGCGGUUCUUUGAGGAGACCAGCAGGAGUCUGUCAGUCUCAAACCUGCCAGGCCUGACCAGCCAAUGCCAGAGGCUCAGUCACCCCCCGGUCGAGCUGGACCCGCCUGCGCAGACACCGAGGCCCAGCCAGAGGAGGUACUCCUACCAGGGCUGCGGCGAGCAGGACCCCCGGCUCUACUGCCCCCCGGAGGCCUGGAGGCCGACCGGCAGCUCGAACCCUGAGCACUGCGGCAGCAGGGGAGAACUCAGGGCUGGAGAGGGGGUACCGAAUCCGUCUCUCCCUGCUGACGGCAAAGGCAGGAUGGCCCUGCGUGACCUCUACAGCCCCUGCAACCCUCACAGGCAUCGCUCCGCCUUCCACCCAGUUACACCCCCAGGCCAGCAGGGCGGCGCUCAACAGCAGCCAGGACACAGCCACGGCAGUGAGACUCACGCUGAGGUAAGCAAGACUGCAGAUUCUGUACGUGCACACACUCACACACACACACACACACACACGCUGUGCAUAAUACCACCGCCUGCGGUGCACAGCUGUGUAACACUGCCUUUUAAACAGGUCCCAGCACCUGGGAGAGACGUGGAACACGGACACAUUCACGUUUCGAUUAUUUGCUCUCAGCAUUGCUCCAGCCGUGACGCCAGUCAGACUUUGGAAUGUGAAAACACGUGGAACAUUUUGCACGUUUUGGUGUUUGUCUUGGCUUUUUUUCAGAUGUCCAACAUUAGCUACCUUAUUAACCUUUACUUAGCCAUUCACACAGGCAUACCCCUCAGUUCACCUGCUAUUUUUGGAAUAGCCCUCUGUGUUUCUGUCCUGAAUAACUCUCUCCUGCAGGUGCAUUAUGGGAGGCAGAUGGAAAAAACAGAAUUUACCAGGAAUUUCAGCCUGAGAGAAAGAGACCAGCUGUGCUGCAGUGGAGACUUCCUGCCAGCAGAGGGUGCUGUACCUCCAGACCACGAGAGCCAGCUGGGUGACUCUGUGGUAUGUGAGAGGCUCUCUGAGCGCUGUGUAGAGGAGGAAGCAGCACAUUGGCCAGGGCAGAGGCCCUCUCUGUCCGAAAGUGGCGUCCCUACGGGUCUGCAGCGUCUGCGCAGAUCUGCUGCACAGUUCCAGGCGGCUGUGAGCAGCACUCAGGAGAGCAGUAACACAGCCAGGAAAAAGAGGCCGCCCCCACCCCGCCCCCCUCCUCCAAAGUGGGAGCAGUUCCACCGCAGGAGGGCGUCGUACAACAGCCUGCUGUCCUCCACACCCUCCCCUACCCCAGAGACGCCCAACCGGGCGAGUCCCUCACACCCGCCUGACCACCUGCAGGUGACCCGGCAGCGCUCCUACAGCCUGCCCCUGCGGGAGGGCGUCCCGCCAAGCCCCGCCCUCUCGCACAGAGUGUUCCGCCCGGUGACGCCCCCCGGAGAGCGAGAGAUGUCCCUGCAGCACGCGGGGCUGUCUCACGCACAUGCAUCACCUGAACCCUGCACCAGGCUUGCUGUCUCUCGGACAGCGCCGGACGAGGGAAGGCCACACAUUUUGAAGCCACGGGCAGAGUGGCAGAGGGGUCCGGUGUGUGACGGGCAGGGCAGUUUGGGGGUGCCUGGGAUAGCAAACGGCUCCGCCCGAGAGAGACCCUCACCUCAGUCAUACUUCACCAUAACCUGUGAGCAGCAGGAAGAGGAGGAGCUACAGGACCAGGUGUCCAAUAAGGGCCCAGAGCAGUGGUCUGCAGCAAGGGAGGAGGAAGACAGGCCGUUUGAGACGGAUAUAGACCUAUAUCAAGACAGAAAGACGGACAGUUCCCCCAGGGUGGAGACUCAGUGCUCCGCCAGGAUGGGGAAGGUCUUGGAGACAGAUUUAGACUCCUUCCCAGAGGCACAGGCCCCGCCCCCUGCUGUGUGGAUGGCUCAUCACUGCCCCCUGCUGGAUGUUGACCUGGAGGGCGAUGCUGGGUGUAAUACCAGGGCUGACCUCAUGGAGGAGCUGUUUCCCCACCGUGCUGAGGAGGAGGAGGAUGGCAGGGAGACCUGGAGGGGCAGACAAAGCCUCCUGGAGCUCAGCAGGGACACCCUGCAAAGGGACUCCAGAUGGGGCUUCAGUGCUACUCAAGGCCCAGGCUUCACCUGCUCGAAGGCCCUGCUGCCCAGCUGUGUGAGAGACCUCCCAGGGAGACACGGGGAAGAUGAAGAUGAUGAGCUCUCUUACAAGAAGCAGCUGAUGGAGAGUCUGCGCAGGAAGCUGGCGGUGCUUCGGGAGGCGCAGAGGGGCCUGCAGGAGGAUAUCCGGGCGAACGCCCGUCUGGGCGAGGAGGUGGAGGCCCUGGUGCUGGCCAUCUGCAAGCCCAGCGAGGUGGACAAGUUCCGCAUGUUCAUCGGGGACCUGGACAAGGUGGUGAGUCUGCUGCUGUCGCUGUCUGGGAGGCUGCUCCGCGUGGAGAACGCCCUGGAUAGCCUGGAUGGAGAUGGAGCGCACCACCAACGGCUCCCCCUGCUGGAGAAGAAGCAGCAGCUGCUGGGCCAGCUGAAGGAGGCGCAGUCUCUGAAGGAGCAUGUGGAUGGGCGGCAGCAGGCCGUGAGCAGGGUGCUGAGCCGCUGCCUGACCCCAGAUCAGCUGCGCGACUACAACCACUACGUGAAGAUGAAGGCGGCCCUGCUGGUGGAACAGCGCCAGCUAGAGGACAAGAUCCGCCUGGGCGAGGAGCAGCUGCGUGCCCUGCGGGAGAGCCUGGGGCUGGGCAAUGGCGUGCUCGCGGGGAUAGGCUACUACUGACGCCACGGCAACCACGACUGAACAACUAAUGACGCCACGGCAACCAGGACUGGAUUACUGACACCACGGCAACCAUGAAUGGACUACUGAAGCCAUGGCAACCAGGACUGGAUUACUGACACCACAGCAACCGUGACUAGACUACUGACGCCACGGCAACCAUGACUGGACUACUGACGCCACAGCAACCAUGACUGGACUACUGACACCACGGCAACCAGGACUGGACUAAUUUCACGAUUGAACCCGUGGAAACUAUGACUGGCUACAGUGACUACAGACAGCAGGGUGAUACUUACAUUACCCGCUACCAAAGUGCAAAGCUCCCCUCCAUCCUGUUGAUUUUGGCUCCUUAAUAAAGUCCCUUUUGUGGGUGUGAGUAUGGGUGUGUGUGAG
Molecule: messenger RNA, 4282 nt
Organism: Megalops cyprinoides (Indo-Pacific tarpon)
Lineage: Eukaryota; Metazoa; Chordata; Actinopteri; Elopiformes; Megalopidae
Product: protein Shroom4-like
Exons: 8
Coding region: 35-3886 (1283 amino acids)
Biological process (GO): actin filament organization
Cellular component (GO): apical junction complex; apical plasma membrane; adherens junction
Molecular function (GO): actin filament binding
Source: RefSeq, a predicted model, not a curated record